Molecule: messenger RNA, 1510 nt
Organism: Oryzias melastigma (Indian medaka)
Lineage: Eukaryota; Metazoa; Chordata; Actinopteri; Beloniformes; Adrianichthyidae
Gene: nipsnap1
Product: nipsnap homolog 1 (C. elegans)
Exons: 10
Coding region: 151-1020 (289 amino acids)
Cellular component (GO): mitochondrion
Source: RefSeq, a predicted model, not a curated record
UGUCCUGGUUUUGUGUGUUUCUGCUCCCCCCGCCCCCAUACAGACCAUGAGGCAUUGCGUCAGUGACCGGCUGCAGCCAUGUGAUAACCUGUCAAAGACGUCACGGAGUCCAGGUAAACAUUAACGCGCGUGUGCCCGCGCGGCGUCUGUAUGUACCUGCGGGGAGCGGCGAGUACAGUACGGAGGAAGAUGGCGAAGGCCGGCAGCCUGCGGACAACAGGACGCGCUCUGCACACGUCUGUCCACCUGCAGCGGGCAGCCGCCAGGAGGUUUUCAGAGAGCAGCGACAAAGGCUGGUUCCGCUCUUUAUUCGUGCACAAAGUGGAAGCCAGGAAAGAUGCUCACUCCAACCUGCUUUCAAAGAGAGAGACCAGCAGCCUCUAUAAGAUUCAGUUUCAUGACGUCAAACCAGAGUGCCUGGAUACGUACAACAGCCUGGAGGCUGAAGUACAGAAGAAGCUCCAUCAGGACCAGGACUUCCCCUGUGAGGUGGUUGGAAGCUGGAACACCUGGUACGGGGAGCAGGACCAAGCCGUGCACCUGUGGAGGUACCAGGGAGGAUACCCGGCUUUGACUGAAUGUCUGCAGAAACUGAGAGUCAACAAGUAUUUGGAGUUCCGGAAAGAACGGUCAAAAAUGUUGAUUUCAAGGCGAAACCAGCUUCUCCUGGAGUUCAGUUUCUGGAAUGAACCGCUGCCGAGACAAGGACCAAACAUCUAUGAGUUACGCACCUAUAACCUAAAGCCUGGAACCAUGCUGGAAUGGGGAAACCGCUGGGCGAGGGCGAUAAAGUACAGACAGAGCAACAACGAGGCCGUGGGCGGGUUCUUCACUCAGAUCGGAGACCUGUAUGUUGUUCAUCACCUGUGGGCGUAUGAAAGUCUUCAAUCCCGUGAGGAGACGAGAAACGCUGCCUGGAGGAAAGAAGGAUGGGAUGUAAAUGUGUAUUAUACAGUGCCUUUGAUCAGAAGUAUGGAGUCCAGAAUAAUGAUUCCCACUGAGAGCUCACCUCUGCAAUGAGAAGAGAACUGAAACUGCAAUCAACUCUUUGCCUGAAACUCUGACAUAUCUGCUCUUACGACUAUAUUUUUUAAUCUGCUGGAUGAUCUGUGUUACAUCAAUGUUUUAGUCUACAUUUCACUCCAGCCAUCUAAAAAAAAACAAUAUUUAUAGUCGCCUACAUUUGAGAUUCUUCAUUUUCUGUGUCUUUACAUGCUUUGGUCAACUUUGUUGGACAACAAAGUGAUAUUCGUGAGUUAUGAUGACAGACUAAGAGUUUGUAUUGAGAAGAAGUCAUUCUGCAGACUCCAGUGUUGGAACAACAGACCAUGUGGUUGUGUAAAUGUAGCUGUAAGGAGUGGCGACCAAAUAAAAAUUGUUUACUCCUGGUAUGAAAGAGUGGUGAUUUUCAAAAUAAAACACUUGUUGCUCAACUUUGAAAUUGUGACAUGAAAUCGAAAAAUGUUUUACCACCACUUGUGAAUAAACACAAUGGUAAACUGAAUAAUUA